AUCUCUCUCUCAGAUCACACACAAAAAGUCACAACCUUUACCCAAAACCCAGCUUCUAAAUUUAGCAACAAAACCCCAAAGGUCUCAACUUUGCAUCUCUGUUGUAUGGAUUUGAAGUAAACAAGGAAGCAAUGGAGCAACUAAAAGUAGAAAUGGAGGAAGAAACGGUGACGUUUUGUGGUUCUGCUGCAGCUUCUUCGUCUGUGGGAUCAUCGUCGUCUCCGAGACCAAUGGAGGGUUUAAACGAAACAGGGCCACCGCCGUUUCUGACCAAGACUUACGAAAUGGUGGAGGAUCCGGCGACAGACACGGUGGUGUCUUGGAGUAAUGGUCGGAACAGCUUUGUGGUUUGGGAUUCUCAUAAGUUCUCAACUACUCUGCUUCCUCGUUACUUCAAGCAUAGCAAUUUCUCGAGUUUUAUUCGUCAGCUUAAUACUUAUGGAUUUAGAAAGAUUGAUCCAGAUAGAUGGGAAUUUGCGAAUGAAGGGUUUUUAGCAGGACAGAAGCAUCUAUUGAAGAACAUCAAACGAAGGAGAAACAUGGGGUUGCAGAAUGUGAAUCAGCAAGGGUCGGGAUCUGGAUCAGGGAUGUCCUGUGUUGAAGUUGGGCAAUACGGGUUUGAUGGGGAGAUAGAGAGGCUGAAGAGGGAUCAUGGUGUUCUUGUAGCUGAGGUAGUUAGGCUGAGACAGCAACAACACAGCUCCAAGAGUCAAGUUGCAGCAAUGGAGCAACGUUUGCUUGCUACAGAGAAGAGACAGCAGCAGAUGAUGACGUUCCUCGCUAAGGCGUUGAACAAUCCGAACUUUGUACAGCAGUUUGCUUUGAUGAGUAAAGAGAAGAAGAGUAUGUUUGGUUUGGAUGUUGGAAGGAAACGUAGGCUUACUUCUACUCCAAGCUUGGGGACUAUGGAGGAGAAUUUGUUACAUGAUCAGGGGUUUGAUGGGAUGAAGGAUGAUAUGGAGAGUUUACUCGCUGCAGCUAUCGAUAAUGAGUCGAGUAAUUUGGUUCCUAGUAAGGAGGAACAGUGUUUGGAGGCUAUGAAUGGGAUGAUGGAAGAUGAUAAUCUAGAGUUGGAUGUAAAAGUUGAAGAUUUGGUUGGUUCACCUUUGGAUUGGGACAGUCAAGAUCUACAUGAUAUGGUUGAUCAAAUGGGUUUUCUUGGUUCAGAACCUUGACUAUACAACACUUAACACGUCUACUUUGUUCUAAGUUGUGGUCUCGAGAGAGCAACAUGAGUAUCAAGUUCCGAGUGUUACUAUUAGUACUCUUGCGCUCAGCACUUAGAGGGAAGAUCUGAAUUUAGUAACUUUUGUUAAGUUUGUUUGUGAAAAGAGACAAGAUACUAUAAAAGUGUUUCUCAA
Molecule: messenger RNA, 1361 nt
Organism: Capsella rubella
Lineage: Eukaryota; Viridiplantae; Streptophyta; Magnoliopsida; Brassicales; Brassicaceae
Product: heat stress transcription factor A-2
Exons: 3
Coding region: 132-1175 (347 amino acids)
Biological process (GO): regulation of transcription by RNA polymerase II
Cellular component (GO): nucleus
Molecular function (GO): RNA polymerase II cis-regulatory region sequence-specific DNA binding; DNA-binding transcription factor activity
Source: RefSeq, a predicted model, not a curated record